Messenger RNA from Rotaria sp. Silwood2, 336 nucleotides. The record is from the annotation of a GenBank genome assembly. NCBI's taxonomy places the organism in Eukaryota, Metazoa, Rotifera, Eurotatoria, Philodinida, Philodinidae.
AUGAGUUUAGCAGAUUUAUUUAUUCUUGCAAAUGGUUCAAAUUUUUCUGAACUUAAACAAGAAAAAAAUAUGCCAAAUGAAGGAAUUUUAAGACAAUGUCUUCGUUUAAAUCCAAUUGAAUUAACUUAUUUAUUAAAUUCACCAUCACAAGAAAAUGAUCUUGAUGAAAAUAUUGAAAAUUUACUUGCAACAUUUAUUAAUAAUCCUGAAUCAGUUUUACAAGAUAUUGAUAUUCAAUGUUUAUGUACUAUUAUCUGUCGUGAUGUGGUAAGACAAAAUCGAAAUAAAACUGGCAAAAACUUUGUCAUUGUCGUGGAUGAUACAAAACAAUCAUAA